Staurois parvus is the source of this 319-nucleotide messenger RNA. The record is from the annotation of a GenBank genome assembly. NCBI's taxonomy places the organism in Eukaryota, Metazoa, Chordata, Amphibia, Anura, Ranidae.
GAUGACCAGAGACUGCGGACACAGUACAGGGAUGACCAGAGACUGCGGACACAGUACAGGGAUGACCAGAGACUGCGGACACAGUACAGGAGAUGACCAGAGACUGCGGACAUGGUACAGGAGAUGACCAGAGACUGCGGACACGGUACAGGGAUGACCAGAGACUGCAGACACAGUACAGGGAUGACCAGAGACUGCAGACAGUACAGGGAUGACCAGAGACUGCGGACACAGUACAGGGAUGACCAGAGACUGCGGACAGUACAGGGAUGACCAGAGACUGCGGACAGUACAGGAGAUGACCAGAGACUGCGGAAAG